UUGAACUGCGUUGUCAACAGUCUAACUGGUGACAAGCCCGUUGAGUUUUCCAUUUUCGCCAAUUCUGUUCUUGUCGCCUUCAUCGUAAUCCACGCCACCACCUGCCCUAUCACCAUUUUGUUGAAUCUGUUGGUGAUGAUCGCUGUGAAGACCAAAGCACGACUGCAGAGAAAGUCUAACAUUGCAUUAGCCUGCCUAGCCUCGACUGACUUGAUGGUCGGAUUAGUGGCUCAGCCUCUCCUUAUUGCCGUGAUGGCGAACCUCUUAAAAGGGGACACCACAACCGGUGUAUGCUCUCUACAGAUUGCCGUUAAAUUUUUCGCUAACUUUUUUUGCUUCGCUUCCUUUAUUCACCUGUUCUUAAUAACUAUGGAUCGAUGCAUUGCUAUCACGUACCCCUUUAUCUACAUUCAAACCGUCACCAAGGCCCGUGUACUGAUUGGCUCAGCUCUUGCAUGGACACUGACUGUAAUCAUUCACAUCGUGUUCUUCAUCGACGAUGGAUUAUUUGAAUCUAUCAUCAGUGUCCUCGGAACUGCGCUUAUUGUGAUCAUCCUUAUUUGUAAUGCGAUAGUCUAUAGUGAGGCUCGACGACAUGAAAAACAAAUAGCCUCUCAGCAAGUCGAUGCUGCAACAAGAGAAAACUUUUUAUCUCAAAAGCGAGCCUUUAAAUUAACAUUGACGAUUAUUGCACUUGUAAUUAUAAGUUACCUGCCCACGGUUAGUUUUAGAAAGCUGAGGGAGCCUUUGAAAGACAUCGUAAACUUGGAUAAAUUAUGGGCCAUCCAUGUGGCUGUGAGUACUUUAGUGAUCUUGAAUUCUCUUGUUAAUCCUUUGGUUUAUUAUUUAAGGGUGAGAGAGUUUCGAGUAGCAUUGAUCGAAUUACUGAUGAGGAAAAACCAUAAUGAAGCUGAAGAAUUUGAAGAGAAGAUUUUUUGGAUCAAACUACGUGGUCAACCUUGA
Molecule: messenger RNA, 963 nt
Organism: Porites evermanni
Lineage: Eukaryota; Metazoa; Cnidaria; Anthozoa; Scleractinia; Poritidae
Source: the annotation of a GenBank genome assembly